AAAGAGCGAAUUCUAGCCUCUCGUUGGAUGUAUAAAUUGAAAAAAUAACUUGUUUGUUUCAUUUUUAAAAAUCAGUUUUUAAACUUUAAAUUACUAUAAAUACACGAAAACAAACUAAUUCUGUUUUAAUUUUUACACCGAUGGUGAGUUCACUAUUAUAACUACUUUGUGUUGUAAAUUCACGUAUUUCUCACUCGCGGUCGCGAAGCCGUGCCCUCAAUAAACAUAUAGACCUCCAGCCGACUUUCAUCCCCGAGUGAGUAGCUCGCCGAACGGUUUUAAAGGUUGACGACCGAUGAUGCUAAACGGAUUUCACCCUUGCUAGAGCCUUCAAAAAGUUAACACAAUGUCGUGGCUUCUUUUAGUAAGUUCAGCGCUUUUGAUAGCGCUGACUUCAUCACAAGGUGGGGGUCCGCCCAGAGAGAAAAACUGUUUGAUAGACUCCACUGCUGGAUGCUCAUAUGCCAGAGCCCCUCAAUACCUGAUUAUAGCUCCUAAGAAAAUCCGGCCUAACCAGGUGUUUCAAGUGUUUGCCACCAUUUUGAGAAUGGAGUAUAAUCAAGAGUUUGUUCAUGUUAUUGUGUCAAUCAUCAAAGGGGAUACAGAAUAUGCCAACACUUCCAUGCGCUUUGAUAGGCCAAGCAGUCGUAUCAUGCAACUGCAGAUGCCCUCUAAUGCUCCUGAUGGGCAGUAUCGUAUCAGAGUUGAAGGGCGCUUAAAUGAACAAGACACAGGCAAUAUUUGGGCAAAUGAAACAGAUAUUGACUUCAGCACCAAGCAGGCCUCGCUGUUUAUACAGAUGAGCAGACCUUUGUACAGACAAGGCCAAAUAGUACAUUUCCGUGUUAUCCCCAUUCUGCCAAACAUGAUGCCCAAAUAUGGAAGCAUGAUUGUAUAUAUUGAUGAUCCAACUGGGAUACCAGUUAGAAGGUGGCAGGGAUUACAGACAAAUGCUGGUGGAAUUGUAAGUCAGAGUUUUGUUCUGUCUGAUCAGCCCAACUUUGGAACCUGGAAUAUUCGUGUAGAUGCUUUUGGCCAUGUGUACAGACACCCAUUUUUGGUGGAGGAGUUUUGGGAACCACGUUUUGAUGUAAAUGUCACCGUCCCUCUCUAUGUUAUGGAGGCACCUGAAAUGAAAAUAAGAGGUGUGAUGCUAGCAAAUCACACAAGUGGUCGGCCAUGUGUUGGUAACGCUUCAAUUACUGCCUUCUUCCGCCCCCGUGAGGAGAUAUGGAACGCCACAAAAGGGUGGGAAAAACCUUACUGGGAUGCACAAAAAACUGGAAAACAACAGUCAAGGGUACCUGUGAAUGUGCCUGAUUACAGACCAGUUUCUGAAAUACCAGUCAAAGACUUCCACAUGUAUUUUGCUUAUGAAUACAGAUUCUUUAAUGAUUACACUGGUAGAAUAGAUUUUGAGUGGACUCUUGAAGAACUAAUGACCAUAGCUAAAAGGGGAGGUGAAAGUGGUUCUCUCGUAGAUAGUGAAUUUGUUUUCUUUGCUAACGUGUCGGAUUGGUACUCUGGCCUGAAUCGCACUGGGUGGGCUGGGACUAUCAUGUUUGAUAACAAGUACAAGCUGAAGUGGGUUGGUGAGCCAGUCCGGACAUUCAAACCUUCAUCUAUUAUGAAAAUACAGGUGGCUAUUACAAAAUAUGAUGGCACACCUGUUGACACAGGUGGCACUAUCACCUUGAGCUAUGUCAUUACUGACAACUCAGGAACAAGUGGCAGACUCUCAGAUUCUCAGACAAGAACACCUAUAAAUGGAAUAGCACAGUUUGAGUACAGUUUUAGAACAAAUGUACAGAACGUGUUAGUCACAGCAACCUUUUUGGAUGCUCGAAAGCCUUACAGUGGAAGCAAUCAGAUCUACCUUGAUCCAAAAUUUAAUAUUGGAACGGUGCCUUCUAUCACUCUGCGUGCCUCGCGCUAUUACUCUCCUACUAACUCGUACAUUACCAUUUUGUCUUCAACUAACAACCCUCAGGUGAAUGAGUACAUGAUUUUCCAUGUGAAAACAAGCAGCUUUGUGCCUAGAAUUUACUAUCAGAUUGUCUCACAAAGCAACAUCAUCAUUGGAGAUCAGAUUGAGAUGACCUCUCGACAGAAGACAUUUGCUGUAUCCUUGACUAGAGAGAUGGUGCCAAAUGCACGUCUUGUUGUCUACUACAUUAGACAACCUGAAGAGAUAGUCACAGAUGUCCUCAAUUUCUUUGUCAAUGGAACCAGACAAAAUGUGGUGACACUUGGUAUUAACAGAGGCAAAGAUUUCAGCCGCGACACUAUUGAAUUCAAUGCUUACGCUGACCCCGGCUCAUACGUUGCCUUUAGCGGGAUGUUACUUGAUCAGUACAGCCGUGGGUUGAGCGAUGGCAUCACUGAAAACAGGCUGAUUGAUGAACUUUUGACCUAUGAUGCAACUACCAAUGGAAGCUACCGCCAUUUAUGGAGGGUCAGUGACACUGAAUAUGAGUACAAUUUUUUCCAUGGCCCAGAUUAUGGUGUUGACACCACCACAAGUUUUCUUAGUGCAGGUUUGCUUGUCUUAACUGAUGCAAGGGUACCAAGACUCUUCAAUGAACAGUUUUGUCGUGUCAAUCAGAAGGCUAGCCCCUGCUUCUCUGGUAUUGAAGGAGAGUGCUUUACAGAUGAACAGAAAUGCAAUGGCAAAUGUGACUGCACAAAUGAUUGUGGUGAUGAAUGGGGCUGUGUGGAGCCAGAUAUAUCACAGAAACAUCUUUCUGCCAUGGAUCGAGUCAGCAGGGUGAUGCACUUUUAUGACAACAGUUCUUGGGCCUGGCAGGAGAUCUUUGUCAAGCCAGAUGGCAGAGUUGAUUUCCGUGUGGAUGUCCCCAAAUAUCCAUUGUCCUGGGUCAUCAAUGGUGUGUCAGUGAGCAGAGAACUGGGUCUUGGUAUAAUGGUGAAGCCUGUUAGGUAUGACGCUGGUCGCUACAUGUACAUGCAAGUUGAGCAUCCCCAACAUAUUAUCAGAGGGGAACAAAUUGGUGUCAGGGUCACUGUCUUCAACUACUGGUACCACGAUGACUAUCUUGAGGUUCUGAUAACUAUGCAUGGAAAUGAUGACUUUGAGUUUGUUAGUGUUGGUGAGAUGGGCAAUGUCAUGUCCUACACACCACCUAUUCACAAAGGAGAUCAAAAGACUAUUCUGUUUUUGGAGCCAGGUGAAUCUAGGGAUAUUUAUAUGCCUAUAGUAGCUAGUAAAGACAUGGUGAGAGGAAUUCUUCAAUUUAGAGUUUCUGCAACUUGUUUUAUGCAGAAAGAUGAGUACAAUGGAACUAUGUAUGUAAAGCCUGAUGGUGUGAUGAACUACUACCACACGCCCUACCUGACUGAUUUUAUCCGUUACGAGCCUUCCGGAUCACCCCAAUUCGUCAUUCCCGUGCCCGAAAGUUUCAGGAAACUUGAAGUCCCGUGGAACUUGUACAUCCCUCAGUCUGCUGAGGCCAAGGUCUCCCUCUUUGGUGAUGUGGUGACACCUGGAUUCUUUGAGGACUAUCUACAUGCUGAAAACACCAUAUUACGGCCUUACGGUGGAGGUGAAAUGAUUACUUACAAUUUUGCCUACAAUCUUUUGACAUUGAAGUUUAUGAAAGCAUCACAGCAACUACCUGAUGAUCAGUUGAUGAAAUCUUUGAGGGAGAUGAAUAUUGCUCUGCAGCGUAUACUUGGUUACAUGAACCCUGAUGGUUCCAUGAAGAUGUUCAGAGAUGAUCACAGGCCCAAUUUAUGGCUCACAGCCUUUGUGGCAAAAACUGUGGACGAGGCCAACUUUGGAGAGUGGCAGCAAGAUCUUUUUAUCCCCCGUGAGCUGAUUAACAAAUUGGUUCUGUACAUCUGUUCUCGUCAGAAUGAUACAACUGGAGCCUUUGAACCUGAUGAAAAUGAUGUCACUUAUGACAGGAAGAUGACUCUUGUAUCAGGCCUGAAAGAUGACAAACUUCGCUCACAUCCAGUCCCACUGACAGCUUAUGUUUUGAUUGCUCUAUAUGACGUACAGCAUUCAUCAGAGGAAGCUGCUGCUUGUAUUGACACCGCUAGAAGAAAGGCUGCAGAUUAUUUAUUCAACCAAGUGCCAAACAUCAAAGAAGUUUUCCACAUGGCUAUCACCACCUACGCUCUCACUCUCACUCGCAGUCCCAGAAGAAGCCCCUUCGACCAGCUGUGGGCCAUGAAAAGAAAUGACGAUGUUUUUAUGUACUUUUCCGAGGACAUUGUUUACCCAAAUCCAUUUGACUUCCUCAACAACGUGAGGUACAUCAAACCAAGGCAGGAGCUGAUGAACGACGCCUACUCUGUUCAGUCCACGGCAUAUGCCCUCAUGGCGCACAUCAACUACAACAGUGGAUUGAAGGUCCACAGAGAGAUGAUGAUGUCCUGGUUGUGUACUAUGAGAAAUUCUAUUGGUGGCUUUGCUUCAACACAGGAUACCAUUUUGGCCAUGGAAGCUCUGUUCAAGUUCACCCAGGUUGACCCCCAUCUUAAUGUCUAUGACUUAACCACCACGAUUGAAUCCACGGCUUCUCCAAACUGGCAGAGUGUUUUCACUCUACAGAAACUUGACUAUAUCAGCUUGAAAUCUGCUACAUUGCCAUAUGAUAGUGUAUGGGGAUUUAUUGUCUUUGAUGCUGUUGGUACAGGCAGAGCCAUGCUUCAGCUAACAACAACAGUGAAUGUUGAAUACGAUUUUCUGCAAAAAAUGCCGAUGCCUGUCGAGAACGAUAUGAACCAAGACGUAAUCAAGUUUUUUGCCCUCUAUCCAGAUGUGGUUAAAUUCAGUGGUAGGAACAACUCUAUUUUUGAGAUGAAACUUUGUAUGAGUUGGUUGUACACUGAAAAAAGCAAGACCUCUGGCCUAACUGUGAUGGAAAUUGACAUCCCUACUGGGUACGUUGUGAUGAACGACACUCUGAGAGAUUACGUCAAAUCGGGGGUGGUCCCCAAUCUGAAGAGAGCUGAGCACUACCAGAGAAAAGUCGUCUUCUACUUCGACUAUCUUGAUGAAAGCAAGACUUGUGUUUAUUUCCGAGCUGACCGAUGGUACCCUGUCGCCAAUGCCACAAUCCAGCACCGUAUGAGGGUGUAUGACUAUUACGAACCAGGCAUGCAUAAUACAACAAUGUAUACUACAAGAAACUAGUUCCUGCUCAACAAUUGCUUUGUGUGUGGGUCCUACCAGUGCCCCUAUUGUCCUUACUCUAAACCCAUAUCCUGCUAACGUCCCACUUAUGGGACGCUUGUUAAAAAAAAUGCUGAAAUUAAUUAAAAACUAUUUAAAACACGAA
Messenger RNA from Physella acuta, 5306 nucleotides. Its product is annotated as C3 and PZP-like alpha-2-macroglobulin domain-containing protein 8. Gene Ontology annotation, molecular function: endopeptidase inhibitor activity. Gene Ontology annotation, cellular component: extracellular region. The record is from RefSeq and is a predicted model, not a curated record. NCBI's taxonomy places the organism in Eukaryota, Metazoa, Mollusca, Gastropoda, Physidae.